Molecule: messenger RNA, 1017 nt
Organism: Morus notabilis
Lineage: Eukaryota; Viridiplantae; Streptophyta; Magnoliopsida; Rosales; Moraceae
Product: calmodulin-7
Exons: 2
Coding region: 159-608 (149 amino acids)
Molecular function (GO): enzyme regulator activity; calcium ion binding
Source: RefSeq, a predicted model, not a curated record
CAGAGAAAGAAGAGAAAAUCGCUCUCUGUCUCUCUAAACUGAUUAUUUAAGAAAUUUUCCUUUCGUUUUUUCUUUUCGUUGUCCGAGAAUUUUCUGUGAAGAAGCAAGCAAAAGAGAAAACUAAAGAAGAAGAAAACGAGAGAUUUUUCUGAGUAGCAAUGGCGGAUCAGCUCACUGACGACCAGAUCUCCGAGUUCAAGGAAGCUUUCAGCCUCUUCGACAAGGAUGGCGAUGGCUGCAUCACUACCAAGGAGCUUGGAACUGUGAUGAGGUCUCUGGGGCAGAACCCAACUGAGGCAGAGCUCCAGGACAUGAUCAAUGAGGUCGAUGCUGAUGGAAAUGGAACUAUCGACUUUCCUGAGUUCUUGAACCUGAUGGCUAGAAAGAUGAAGGAUACCGACUCGGAGGAGGAGCUGAAAGAGGCCUUUAGAGUCUUUGACAAGGACCAGAAUGGAUUCAUCUCUGCUGCUGAGCUGCGCCAUGUGAUGACAAACCUUGGGGAGAAGCUCACUGAUGAAGAGGUUGAUGAGAUGAUUCGCGAGGCUGAUGUUGAUGGGGAUGGCCAGAUAAACUAUGAGGAGUUUGUUAAGGUUAUGAUGGCGAAGUGAUAAGCUAUCCAUGGCAAAUGAACAUGACCCCCAAAAAAGAAUUUGAAAAAAAAAAAAAAAAAAACACAAAAACAGGGUUGACAUUCAAGGGAUUCAUAUUUUCCUUUUUCCUCAACCUUUAUGUGACGGUUUUUGUAAUCAAGCCUUUAUAGAAGUAGUAGUCUGUCCUGGUGGUGUUCAGUCUUGCCCUUGAUGUGUCCUGUGACUAAAAGUGUCUUUGGUGGUCUAAUUUUUUUCCCCCCCCUUUUCUUCAUUUUGGUCUCUUGUGAAUCUUAGACUACCUGAAGAAUUCAAUGUCCAAUGUUUGAUGGAUGUCUUAUAUUUUGCAGUUAUUAUCCAUGUUCUUCUUAAUGCUGAUCCAGAUGAUUGUUAAUGUUCUAUCUUGUUUAAUAUAUUCUUGAAAUGCUGA